Messenger RNA from Ylistrum balloti, 2415 nucleotides. RefSeq names its product cadherin-23-like. Gene Ontology annotation, cellular component: plasma membrane. Lineage: Eukaryota; Metazoa; Mollusca; Bivalvia; Pectinida; Pectinidae. The record is from RefSeq and is a predicted model, not a curated record. Bases 1 to 2415 code for a protein of 804 amino acids. Gene Ontology annotation, molecular function: calcium ion binding. Gene Ontology annotation, biological process: homophilic cell-cell adhesion. The transcript is spliced from 16 exons.
AUGGCCGCAGGUGCCAACUGUGCAAGCGGCAGAACUAUCGGUGAAAAUGAUCCAAAAAAGAAAGAUGAUGACCUGGACGGAACGGUGGCGGCUAUGGUUGACCAGGAAAACAUUGCCUCCAUCGCGACUGGACAGAGAAUUCAAGUCCAACAAGAUGACUACCUCGGGAUAUACUAUCCUGGCAAUCCGAUAGUGUCUAACAAGAACGAGGGGUCUGGAAAGGACUUUAAAGAGACCGAGUCUGUCGGGAAUAUAGGAGUGGGGAACACCUUUGACUGGGGUACUGUCACUACGACAGAUGACAGGAAAUAUGCAAUUAACGCCAAAGUCAAUGACGGCGACACCCCAUCGUUUACCAACCUAGGUGGCGCUACGGUAACAAUGGUGGACGCCUCUACUGUCGGACAUUACCUGUUUACGGUGUCGGCGAGUGAUGACGAUGGAGAUACUCUUACAACUACUAUGAAUACGGAAACUUACUUCGAUUUCGACACUUCUACACUGCAGGUAACUGUAAAAACAAGUGGCGUUCCGGCAGGAUCCUACACAUUGAAUUUUCAGACUAGUGACCCAUGCAGCAAUUCAGCCUCGGGUACUCUCUCUGUUACAGUAACAAAUUCUGUGCCGAUGAUCCCUGUAUCAAGCCUUCCUUAUUACGCCUACAUACAUGAAGAUACGACCGCGGAGACGUUACUGCAUAGUAUCACUAUAACAGACGCCUCUCCUUCUGACACCAUCACGUGCACUGAAACGGAGGCCAAAUUCUUGACCAAAUCAUUGUCACCAGGGUAUGGUUUAUACUCCAAAGCGAAUCCAUCGUUUCAGUACAGUACUAAGAAGAAAUAUUCAAUAGUUGUGACGUGUACAGACUCUUACUCAGAUUCAGAUAGUAGUUACUUCAUCGCCUAUAUACUCCCUAAUACUCCACCGUCAUUCACAAAUCUUCCAGAUUCCGUGUCCAUUUCAACGUCAACCUCUAGCGGUACAAGUUUUUACCAGGUAUCUACGUCCGACUCUGAAGGAGAUGGCAUUACCUUCUCUUCCACGUGUUCGGUGGUCAGCUGUCCUUUUACUCUCGAUGCAAGCACUGGGGAAAUCCGAGCUAAUACCAAUCUCAAUGUCUUGACAACUGUCGGUUACGAAAUAUUCGUCAGCAUUAGUGACGGCCUUACCACGGUUGGACCAAGGACAUUGACUAUUUUGAUAACAGAUAUAAACACUGACCCAGUGAUUCAGAACCUGCCGUUACCCUUCUCAUUGUCAGUAUUGGAGGGUGUUGGAUUGAGCACUUCUGUAUACCAAGUGUUAACGGCUGAUCCAGACAGUGCCACACAGAGCCUCACUUACAGCACAACAUUCAGCCCGGUGGAAGGGGCUACCAUAUUCACGUUGGAUACAGCGACCGGACUUUUGCAUACAUCAUCAGCGACUCAGAUCGACUACGAGGCUUUGACUGCAAAAUCUUUUACUGCGUCUGUUAGCGUGACGGAUGGCCAGUCGACGGACACGCAGUCAGUUACCGUCGCCGUCGCGGACGUAAACGAAGCUCCAACAUUUGCACAAAGCACGUACUACGUCACAGGAAACGAGGCUGGAUCAGGGACAGUUCUUGGAGAUCCACUCCUGUCAGUGUCUGACCCUGAUCCUACAGAUGUCAUCACAUAUAGUAUAGAUUGUGAAGAUUUCAAUAUAGAUCCUACGACUGGCGUCAUUUCGUUUGCUGUUGAUUAUGACCUUGACAUAGCUAACACUUUGUCAUCAAUCUCGUGCACGAUUACAGCUUCCGAUGGUGACCUUGUGGCGUAUUCUACCCUGUUUAUAACGGUGAUUGACGUAAAUGAUAACACUCCUACAUUUGGAUCUGAAUAUUAUACAUUUUACACAACAAGUUUUGCAUCUGUUGGUGACGUCAUAGGCAGUUUGACAGCGACCGAUGGUGAUCUUGGAAUAUAUGGUUCUAUAACCUACUCAAUAGACCAGAGUGCCCUUGCUGACACGUAUUUCGGAGUCACCGGUAUCGGAAGUGUGUACAUCACGAAGUCCACUUCAUCCCUAGGAGCAGGAACGAGUUUUACUUUCUCAGCCAUUGUUACGGAUUAUGGUGGCCUAAAUGAUACAGCUUGGGUCACCGUGGUGAUCGUGGCUACAACGACGGUACCGUCAACAACAACCACAGAAAGAUACCUCACAUUCUUCGAUGAUGCUCGGAACGUCGCAUGGAUCACUAGUUUUGCGAUGUGCGGGUUCGGAGCGGUCGUUUUAAUAGGAUACUUAAUAUAUAAACAUGAUGUUCUUACUUCUUUCGCAAAAGCAGUCAAAGACACAUUCAGCAGAAGAUUAUCAGCAAAAAGAGGUUUUAAAAUGUUUAAUGACAACGUUGCCGGAUUAGAUGGAAGAUUUUUUUAUAUAACAUGA